Molecule: messenger RNA, 1057 nt
Organism: Neodiprion fabricii
Lineage: Eukaryota; Metazoa; Arthropoda; Insecta; Hymenoptera; Diprionidae
Gene: Uqcc1
Product: ubiquinol-cytochrome-c reductase complex assembly factor 1
Exons: 7
Coding region: 127-894 (255 amino acids)
Biological process (GO): mitochondrial respiratory chain complex III assembly
Cellular component (GO): mitochondrion
Source: RefSeq, a predicted model, not a curated record
CAGCACUUUGGCCAAACGAUCUUCAUUGCGUGCAGAAGUGUUACGGUACCUCUGUACGAAUAUUUGUAUCCCUGAUUCGCACCGCCUAAAUUCUUGGAUAUUGCAGAUUUAAACACAUGACAUACGAUGAAUACCCUUUCUCGAGGAACUUUGCUAACGCGGGUCACGUCUUCACUUCUCGCUCCGAGGUCGAAUCUGAGACAAAUUACCCCGACGGUUUGUCUCCUCGAAUUUGAUCACCGAACAGCCUCGAUAUCCACAGCGAACAAACAAAGUCAGAGCGUAUCGCAAGCCUCUGAUAUUCAAAGUGUUGAUGCUAAGGAUGGUUUUGUUAAGAGAAUCUUCAAGAAGUACAAUUUAUUUAAUCUGGCUGAGAGUAAAGUCAAAUACUGCAGUUACCUACUGUACGAAUCUAUAGCAGACAAUAUCAAUUACGCCCAAUUUUUCAAAGAAUUCAAUAUGAAAGAUACAUAUUAUUCGUGGUUCUUAAUAACAGAGCUGCAUGUAUGGAUGUUGAUGACGAGAGCGAUGGCUGAAAACGAACAUGGCAGAAUAGCUAGAAAUUCUGUAGUUGAAGCGAUGUGGGGAGAUGCCAAUUGCAGAGCUAAGGAAUUAUGGAGUGAAAAUCCAUCCGGCGUUAGGAUGCACCUGCACGAAUUGUCCGAACAAUUCAAUUGCGCUAUAAUCGGAUAUGACGAAGGUGUCAAUGGGGACGACAAAGUAUUGGCUGGAGCAAUAUGGCGAAGAAUAUUCCAAUUAGAAUGUAACGAUCCUGUGCUUUUAGAGAAAUUAUUAGUCUAUAUCAGAAAGCAGAUGACACAUCUCGACAAUACACCGAGAAAGGAUUUAUUUGAUAAACCUAAGCUCAAGUGGCUGCCCCUCGUGGAUCCUUAAAUAUGAUUGAAAAUAGCGCAAGACCGAUUAUAUACUGUGAAUGAGCACUUUGCUUGUUACGCCAAACUGGUGAAGUAAUUACAUUGAGUACUGUCGUCAGCAACCGCAGUAACAAUCUUGCAGAGUUGAUUGGUGAGACAACUAUCGCUGCAGCCGCUUUCCA